AUGAAUGAGUCCAGGCAACAGUCCCUGUUCUUUAUCAUACUUCCAGAUUUACACAAACUUUGUACUGCCCAGAUAAUAUUGAGUAGCAAGCUGGCAGAAAUAGAGAUUAGGAGUACACAGAUAAAGAUGUGCAGGCAGUUGCUACUUCUGCAUGAAGAUAUUCUUACAGCACCUGUGCCUGGAAUAUUAAACCAAAUUUGGGUAGUGAUGUCGAUACCAUUUUUUAAAUCUGGGAGACUUAAUGCCUAUACUGAAAAAUAUGGAGCUAAGAUGGAGGCUCCACAAAGAGUAAUUCCUGUAAUUCUUCAAAACUGCCUUUCAUAUUCACUCACUGCUAGACUUGCUCCAGCCUGGAACAGAACAGGUCAUCUCUUGGUACAAGGAAGAAAUUUUCUUUCUCAUAUGGGAAAGCAAAAUGCUGUUGUAUUAGACAUCAAUGUAACAGAAACACAAGUUUGUCUAAGUAUUGAAGUCUAUACAAUCAGAUUGCCACCACCUGAGCUAAAGGAGUUUGAUAUUUCUCAGCGUAUUAUAGAGGAUUUCCAUGCCAACCAGAAUGCUGUCAUUGAGAGACAUUCCAUCUUAAGUAACUGGUGCUACAUUCUGCCCAGCAUGAAAAUGGGGCAGAUAAUAAAUUUUCUUCAUACGGCACCGCCUGACUGUCCCUUUCGUUCCUUCAAAGAUUUCCAGAGGCACUGGGAUGACCUGUAUGGCUAUAAACUUCCAGAAGAUUGUGGAGAUAUGAAAAUAUACUGUAGCAUCUAUUUCAAAAUGGUCAAAGAAAGGACCUUUACAUACCCUCUCAGUUGCAUCAGGAGUCAGCCCAUUCAGUUCUUCCCAAGGGUGGAUUUGGAAGGUGUGUUGAAAAGCUUUCUUUCAGAUUUAAGAUCUAAACUGCCGCACAUAUGUGGACUUCCCAUAAAGAUGACAAAUAAGCCAUGCUACUACACACAGGAGCUAACCAGACCACAAAAACAGGAAAACAAAGUCAAACCUCCCAAUCUGACGACUAAAAAACACUUGAAAGCUUCUCUAACUCAGGCCACCUUGCUGAAACCCACAGGGGCUCUAUGUUUAGUCCCACAGCCAGCAGCAGCCAACCACAAGGUGGAGCCUUUUGUCAGCCAGCAGCGCUCAGGCUUGCUUUCAGCUGAUCCCGUCCAGCCAGUGUCUCCUCAGGACCAGAAGCCCUCCUGGCCUCUCCAGGCACCACAGCUGCCUUUGGAGGUGUCAAAACUCAGCAGAGAAAACACACACAUUCAGCACAAUAAUCUUUGCUCACAAAGUAAGAGAGCCCCAGCAUUCAUACCAGUUUUCAAAAGGAAAUCUGAGCAAGGGAACAAAGACAUCUCAGCACUUGGCAACAUGAAAAGAAAACAGAGCGCUGUUACAAAGCCUACCCUGCCGGCACAGAAAACUAGUGUAACCCAGGGAGGCAAACCAAGUUUAGGUUCAGCUACUAGAAAAAGACCAGAUAGUCACACUCAGGUACAGGCUAGGAACUUAAACCAGAAGAGCAUCAGGCCUCUGCUAGAGAAGAGCUCUGAGUUCUGUGAGCACAAGAGGGGCCAUCUCUCUUCUGAUGUGAACCAGACUCUCUACUCCAGUGAUGGUAGACCACUGUCUACUAAGGCCAUGACACAGACGUCAAGUAACAGCUUACGGGUGAUAAAAAAUGCUGUUGACAGCCACACCAGCGGAAAACACACUUUAACUAGCAGAUUUAUAACACAAAUUUUGGGGAAAACCCAUGAGUCACUAAAGCUCAAAAGCCAACCACACAUUUUUGAAUCAGACGUAGAGACUGAAGACUCCCAACUACAACAGCAACAACUAGCAAAUCAAAUUAAAGAAGCUGACAAAGGUGAAUAUGGCCUCAUAGUGAGCAAAGCAUCUCACAAGCACAGAAGGAAGUUAUGUCUUGAGUCUUCAAAAUCUGCUACAAAGCUUUGCUCUAAUGCUGCAUGUCAGGGGCAACCCAGUUCUUCUAAGAAACAGGUAUCUAGUACAACAAAACCCAAGAAUUCCCUCAGGGUUCCUGAGGCUGAGUACAGUGUGGAACAGAGACUGCCCACCAGGUACUGCAGUGAAGAGCCUUUUGGACCAGCAGCCCCAGGUCCUGGCACUCAUCUUGGCUGCAACCGCAUCACGGAAAAGAACCUGCCUUUGGACCCUCCGGUUGACGUAUUUCUUGUUGGCACCGUCGGGUUUGACGCAGAGGACUCCAUUUUGAUUCUGAUGACUUUUGCACACCUUUGA
Onychomys torridus (southern grasshopper mouse) is the source of this 2259-nucleotide messenger RNA. RefSeq names its product chromosome 13 C18orf63 homolog (gene C13H18orf63). The record is from RefSeq and is a predicted model, not a curated record. The coding region runs from base 1 to 2259 and encodes 752 amino acids. The transcript has 13 exons. NCBI's taxonomy places the organism in Eukaryota, Metazoa, Chordata, Mammalia, Rodentia, Cricetidae.